AUGACCGGGAGUCAGACGCUUCUGCCGUACUUUGCGGUGCAGCUCAACAAGAUGGGCUCGUUCCGGCGCCCGAGGCCGCGGUUCAUGAGCUCCCCGGCUCUCAGCGACCUACCGCGGUUCUACGCCGGCCGCCAGGUCCUGCAGCUCAACUCCAGCGUCCUGUGGAACAGUGUGCAGAACGCCGUCAUCAACGUGUUCAAAGGAGGGGGCCUGCAAGCCAACGAGCUCUACACCCUCAACGAGAACGUCAGACAGUUGCUGAAGAGCGAGCUGGGCUCAUUUAUCACAGACUAUUUUCAGAAUCAGCUGCUCUCUAAGGGUCUGGCCUUCAUGGAGGAGAAAGUCAAGCUGUAUGAAGGUGAAAACCGGGUCAUGAUAUUAGCGGAGUUAUGGGACCACUUCUUCAUGGAAAUCCUACCAACACUGCAAGCGAUAUUUUAUCCUGUUCAGGGCCAGGAGCUCACUAUCCGUCAAAUUGCUCUACUCGGCUUCAGGGACUUGGUCUUAUUAAAGGUGAACUUGGACAAAACUCUACCUCUUGUGCAGUCCCAGAUCCCACCACCCAUCCUGCAGAUGCUGCUGGUCCUUCAGGGUAUCCAUGAGCCGUCGGGCCCCAGUGAAGGUUACCUGAAGCUGGAGGAACUGGUGAAGAUGGUGGUAUCACCGUACUUGACGGCAUACGCAGACAGAAGCUACAGCCACACCAGCACCUGUAUACUGGAACAUCGCUUUCCCAAGUGUCACAUGAGGUCGGAGCCCAUGUCCUACAGCACUCACAUUGGCACCUCGCUUGCUGUUGAACGCUCAUUGUCCCCCCUGACGGAACAGGAGGGCGAGGCGUACCUGGAAAGAUGCGGCAGUAUUCGGAGGCACACAGUCGCCAACGCUCACACAGACAUCCAACUCUUGACUAUGGCCUCCAUCAUGCACCCCCCGAUCGGAGGACACUGAGCUCUCAGACCAAUGUCUGCUCCUUCCACCCAACUUCCCCCAGCGACAGUUCAGCAGCGAACCAAACAUCGUGGACAGUCCAACAGAACUGAGUACCUCUCCGCAAGACGGAUCCGAACACAGCUGUCCGACCCCCAGCUGA
Molecule: messenger RNA, 1093 nt
Organism: Staurois parvus
Lineage: Eukaryota; Metazoa; Chordata; Amphibia; Anura; Ranidae
Source: the annotation of a GenBank genome assembly